This is a messenger RNA of Argentina anserina (silverweed cinquefoil), 1824 nucleotides long. RefSeq lists its product as uncharacterized. Gene Ontology annotation, molecular function: DNA-binding transcription factor activity; DNA binding. The record is from RefSeq and is a predicted model, not a curated record. NCBI's taxonomy places the organism in Eukaryota, Viridiplantae, Streptophyta, Magnoliopsida, Rosales, Rosaceae.
UCGAUUCUGCUUUAAUAGCUUGUGCAUAAUACAGGUUUAACUGUUUAAAUGUCAGUAGAUACUUGUUAAGGACUAAGAGAUUAUGUUUUCACAUUUGUGUUUGAUGAGGUGGAUGUGUUCACACAUACAGAUCUAUAUAACUGUCGCCUAAUAUACCGAUGAGAAAGAGAAAUCGUUGUAUCAUAUAUUGCUCUUCCAUCGUCAAACCUGGAUUGAUCAGACCUUUCCUGUAUAUCUUGAAGUCGAUAAAAUCAAAAUGCAUUCGAAGUAGAGGAGGUGUUAGCUGGUCGAAGAAUCGAAGAAAAACACAUAUGGCUGAUCCUGAGAUGAUUGAGAUUUCUGAUGGAGCGGAUGAUGACCAAAGUACUACUAGUGAUGGAAUCAAAGACAUUCAAUCUCCUAAGGCAACAUCUUUGUUCUUUGACUUGAACGCAGAAGCAAGUAGUGGUGACUGGGAUCAUGAGGAUGUGUCAAACAUUAAUGAUGAAUUGAAUGGAAGCAACACAUCUGCAGAACAGAAAGAGCAGACGGCAACCAGCAGCGGUGCAGUUAGGCAAUAUAUUCGAUCCAAAAUGCCAAGGCUUCGUUGGACUCCUGAUCUCCAUCUAGCUUUCAUCCAUGCCGUUGAGAGACUCGGAGGACAAGAAAGGGCAACGCCAAAAUUAGUACUUCAGUUGAUGAAUGUUAGAGGACUCAGCAUUGCUCACGUCAAGAGUCAUUUGCAGAUGUAUCGAAGUAAGAAGCUCGAUGAGUCCGGCCAAGUGUUACCUCAGUUCAACAGAUCUCGAGGAAUAUUGUAUCAAGGAAGAGACCACAUUGUGGAAGCCUAUCAACAGUUCAAUUCUUUCAGGCACUUCAGGCUUGAUGGCAGAGGAAGCCAAUUUCCUUCUUCAUUAAAACAUCAUCAGCCAUUCGAUGACUUGAAUGCCAACUGUUCAAGGUUAAUUUCACAAUGGAGCAAUUCUGGAAUGAAGAACCAUAGGAGCAUCAAUACAAUUACAAGUUCUCACAUCUUUAGUGUAAAAGAAGCCGUGACAAGAAUAAGUAAUGGACCAAUUAGACCCAGCAGCCGGUUUCUUGAAGAGAAGAGAUGGCCUCCCCGUGAGAUGAUUGGAAAUCACAACAAAGGCAGGAGACAUUCUCUAAACAUUUCUUGGGGUAAUACCAUUAAUGUAGCACAACCUAAACCAGCGGGGAGCCUCCAGGCAAGCUCCAGCCAAUAUCUAUCCAAUACUUCUACACGUAGUCCAAAGUUCGUCUCCAGCAGUUAUGAACCCUUAUCUGAUCCGAAUGAGGAUGAAAGCAUAAAUGGAGAACUAUUUCGAGCUGAAGUUGAUGAUAAUAUGCAAACGUUGAACCAAAAGAAAUGGCCACCUUUGAACUUACAGUUGAGUUUACGGCAAGAUUACAGUAUCUGCAGCGACGAUAGGAAUGACGGUGAACAAGAAAGCAUGAAAGAUAUUGAAACAAGGCUCUCUCUUUCUUUAUCCUCGUCUUCACCAAGGCAACAUGAUAAAUCCAGCACGCCCACAUCAAGAGUACGACUCUUGUCAUUUCCUCUCUCCGGGGGCCUCAAACCUACUUAAGGAGAUAAAAAGAUAGACAUGACUAUUAAUAUGAUGAUAUUAUCUUAAUUGUAAAGUUGAGGUGAAUUAUUUACAAUAAAUUACUGUAGAACCAUCAACCAUGCACAUGAUGGGCAAGUACUUGUUAGGAUCUAACCAUCUAUGAAUAUGCUAAUAGGGCAUACGACUAGUAGUGAGAUCUUUUCAAGUACUUGUUCAAAGUCUCAUGCGGCAUUGAUUGAAUAACGUUGCGGAUCGU